This is a messenger RNA of Neocloeon triangulifer, 2550 nucleotides long. It is a transcript of the gene D12, whose product is annotated as YEATS domain-containing protein 2. The record is from RefSeq and is a predicted model, not a curated record. Gene Ontology annotation, biological process: chromatin remodeling; regulation of transcription by RNA polymerase II. Gene Ontology annotation, molecular function: histone binding. Lineage: Eukaryota; Metazoa; Arthropoda; Insecta; Ephemeroptera; Baetidae. Bases 177 to 2450 code for a protein of 757 amino acids. The transcript has 11 exons. Gene Ontology annotation, cellular component: NuA4 histone acetyltransferase complex.
AGAUCUGAGACCGGCGAGGUCGGCCUGCUGUCUGCUUCGUGUUUUGUUUACAAUUUGCACUCAUUGAAAAGCAACAGUUUUAGGUGAUUUCUGAUCCGAGGACUCUGGAUAGAAAGACUUUUGUCCUUUCAAUCGUUCCUCUCGAGAUUGUAACACCAUCCCAAAAUAAAAAUAAAAUGCAAAGUCAAAAGAGGCACUUGGAGGAUCAAGAUCCCGACUAUGAAAUUCACGAGCCAGACUCCUAUCAAAGCAAAAGACAGAAAAUGGGAAACGAUGAUGGCCAAGAUUAUUGCGAAAGGAUUAGAAAAGUAAUACAAAACCAAUUUGAGCUUGAGAUUGACAAAAGGGAAGAACAGGUCAUGGAGUGUCAGGAUCGUUUGUUCAAAGCAAGGCAGAAUUUGCGGCUUCUGCGUUACGCCAUCACAGCCUCUUACUACAAAGCGCAGCCUGCCAAGGACCAAAGUAGGAUUCAUCCUGCCGUCAAGAAGUUACUUGGCUCAAGGAAAACUGAAGAAGUCUUAAUAGACAUAGACGUCCCCGAGUCGUUGAGGACCAAAGAGAGCACUUCUGGAGAACAAAAAACAAAAGCCGAGGUUGUACUUUCAAAAACACCCUGCUACAAAGCUCCGAUAGAAAAGCCAGGCAGCCUGCACAGGGUUCCUUCAAGUGGAAGGUCACUCCAGGGCAAAGUCAAGAGAAGCAUUGUUGUGGGCAACGUUUCCAAAUGGAUACCACCCGACUUCAGGGAUGACGAUUCGACACACAAGUGGAUGAUCUACGUCCGAGGGCCACCUGAUGUGCCGGAUGUUUCAAAUGUUGUCGAAAGAGUCAGAUUUUUUCUGCACUCAAGUUAUAAGCCUCACGACGUUAUAGAAAUAAAAGAAGCGCCAUUCCAUUUGUCUAGAAGAGGCUGGGGCGAAUUUCCUGUGCGAGUACAAAUACAUUUUUCUGGACCCCAAAAUAGACCCAUCGAUGUUAUCCAUCAGCUAGCCUUGGACAAAACAUACUCAGGACUGCAAACUUUAGGAGGAGAAACGCUGGUAGACGUUUGGCUUGUUGAAGGAGUGCCAAUGACUGAAAAGCAACUUCCAGCCCUGGAGAAACCUUCUCCAGUGAAGUCCGAACCUGAAUCAGUCCAUGAAGAUCCUAUUGCCUCAGUCAAUGUAGAAUCAAAUCCCGUCACUGCUGAGUCUUGCCCACCAGCUGCUCCCAUUUCUCCACCAAAGCUAAAAUUGGUGGAGGCUGUGAGAAAGGAUGGUGUCCCGCAACAAGUCAUCAUUCCAAGUUUGUCUAAAAGCACAUUUACCCUUCCUAGUGCAAACAGCAGAACGGUCGUGCAAAAAAUCGUAUCGGUGAGAAAAAUCGGCCAACCAACAACGAGACCUGGCGUUGUCAUGCCAAAGGGAACAUUGUCUCUAAUGAAACCGGUGGUGCUGAAAUCUGAGGCUGGCGCCAAACGAGUGAUUUUUCUCAAGAUGAACGGCAACGGAAAAUUGAUCCCUGUGAUUGCCCCAGCCAUUCACCAAAAUGUGGCCAAAGUUCAAAAUCAUCAAGCCAAGGCUGUGCUGCCCAAAAUUUGCACCCCAGGCGGUACAGUGAGGACUGUGGUGGCAGCGCCCAGCCAAUUUGUAUCAGAAGAUAAGAAAAAUUUUGAGGAACAGUAUCGGAGAUUAAGUGUUAAGUUUUCAGAGUCCAUUGACGUGACAACAUUUUCUUUAUUAAAAAAUCUACCUCUUAUUGAUGAAAAAUAUUUUAACAAUCAAGACUACGUGCGAUUGCAUCCCUACAUCAUUCCAAGCGAAAAAGCAUUUUUGGCUAUGGCUUUAGGAAAACAAAGAGCACAUGAGCUAUUGAGAGCAAAAGAAAUUUGCCGGUGCCUUGAGAAGCAUGGAUUUGAAUCAAAAAAUGCAUGGAAGGUUGUGCAGCUCUCACGAGCAUAUGGCUUCACUCCAAAGACUAACUGUAGUAGAAAUGCAAUCGACAAAUCAGUGCCUUCAAAAGUUUAUACAAAUCGCUAUUCUGAGGAUUCAGAUGUCAUCAAUUGGCUCACUUCCAACAGUAACAAUCCUAAAGAGCGUGACCAAGAAGAAGUUAUUGACAUUGAAAGCAUAAGCCCCUCCAAAUCAAAAACAGGAAAUUUAAAUAAAGGGGCAAGCCAGUUGGUAACAGAGCAAUGUCCAGAAGGAAAUUUUAUUCAGUCAGUGGCAAAGAAAAUUGGAAUUAGCUUCGUUGAUGAAGACACUAAUAAAAACGAUGGUGAAGCUGAGCUAGUUUUGUAUCAGGGCGUUUUACAACUGAUGGAAGAACUGUUGAGGCGGUCGUAUUUGGAAUCGAGCAAAAGGGGUGACAGCAAUUCCAUAACUUUGACUGACGUUCAUGGGGCACUUCAACAGAGAAAAGAAUUUGACGUAUUUCGCAAUGAUGGUCUUGGCACCGAACUUGAGAAGUGAUUAUUAGUCUGCACAGAAUGUAUUCACACAAGCAAGCACGAUUUGAGAUUCUCCAGUGAUGACCAAACGAAAUCAAAAUAAAUCAUUUUUUAAUUUUAAA